AUGCCGCCGCUACCGCUACCGCUACGCAACGCCCCUAGAAUCCAAAAGACGGCACGCGGAGGGGCAGACGACGUCCUCGCGAACGCGAUCGCGGUGCUCGAGGCGAUCAAAGACGGAGCGAGCGCAGUAGGGGGCGUACCGUUCGUCAGCGGCGUCGUCGUUGCGGUGCUGGGGAUCGCCAGGGCCGUCGAGCAAGUGAGCGGCACGAGGGAGGAGUUCGUCCAAGUCGCCGUGCGCGCCGCGGCUCUCACGGAACACGUCCAGAGGACCGUGGGAGCGGAGGGCCGGGAGCUGCGCGUCGAUCUGGUCAGGAGCCUGUCGCGCUUGCACCAGACCAUGGCCGCGAUCAGACGUGUAGUGGAAGUCGAGUUGCAGCGUGGACGCAUCGACCGGUUCGUCCGUCGAGCGUCCAUGGCGACGACGCUCAAGAAAUGUGUCCGUGAUCUCGACGACGCCUGGCAUGCUUUUGAUACAGCAACGAUGCUCGGUGUUGAGCUAAAACUGGGAGAAAUCAGCGGACGCAUCGAGACGCUGAACCUACGCCAUCGUGAACUACAGCUCCCGCUUUUGUUUUGGGACAACGUCCAAAUUGACGGGCUGCGUAGACGGUACCGGAUUUGCGACUCGCACGAAGGGACGAGUAUUGGGGCCGCCUCAAUAUCGCGUUGUACUUGUGCGAACAAUAUCGCGCAGGCGCGCGUCCUGCAAGAAGACUAUGGUACCCUUGUCCGGUACCACCCCGAUCGCGCAUCCGUCCCUGGAGCGACCGUUUUAUGUCUUGGAGACCGCUGCUAUAUCUCCGCUCGCGGACUUCAAAGCGAUGACCCCGUCGUGUGGGUGUCAAGGUGGUUCCAACACCUGUUAGACUUCGCGAGCGUGCGAGAAUUCGCUGCGAACAAGGCCGACGUUCCGCUGUUUGAUCUUCGUCAAGGACAGGUCCAUCGACACGAGCGAUGUCUACCAUCCAUCGGGCUGAAUCCUGAAGGACGGCUGUUCCUCGACGUCUCCGACAUCUGUCACUCCCACAUGGACUGUUUCCGCCAGUCCAUCAGCCGGAUGUACAGCGAAGCUCGUGAUCUUCCCGCUUCAGAAGAUGAGAGCCUUUGGUUCACAUCGCUUCCCACUGGCCUCGCCGAAGAGGCGAUCCGCGUCGUGUGCUCAAAUGCCGACGCCUCCGCCCGGGGCGCCUGUCUGGACAGGGUGGUCGAGUCGGACUUGGGGUCUGUGCUAUCCACAGCGCGCCUCGAGUGUGCCGGCGACGCGAGGCUCGGGGAUUACGGCUACCUCAAAAGAUGCAUCGAUGACGGGGAGCGUUUCGUACGCCUCGGUCACAUCAGCGACCUCUUCGAAGAAGACGUCCUCGCGACUUGCGACCGCUCGACGAUCUCUCCGGGGAACGUGUGGAGUCUCCCCGAGCGCCGGCCUUGGUCGAAGGGCGAGGUGGAGAGUCACGAAUUUCCUCGUUGUUUGGACGACGAUGAAGGUCCGCGGGGCUACCGUGUGCUCAGCGUCGAUCGCGCCAUCGACCCCAGGUUCUGCCGUGCUUUCGUGUGGAAACAUGCACCUCGCGUUUCCCGACAGCAUGGUAUACUCAUCACACAGAUUUUACUCGUGGACCAGGUCAACCACUGCGCCGUCUUCAGCGAUGCCCAUCUCAUACAGACGGGCCGACGUGACGAGCGAAACUCCCAUAGUUACUCCAGCGAGGACACGAGGGAGUCGGCGAAUACCGAUACGGCAAAGCAAUCACGAAGCCUCUGGUUUCACCAGCUCCCACUCGACCAGGAUGUGCAACCUCCAGACCCGUGGGGCUACUGGUCCGAGGACUCACAACCUGCUCCGCCGGACUCGUCGGCCCACCCGAACUCUCCAGCACACUGCAGGGGAUGUGUCACACCGUUCGCCUACGUCUCCAGACUUCUGCCCUUCGAAGCCGAGCUGGUCAAGAUGGUCAACCUGCUGCGCGACAUAACGCCCACCGCCACAGAAGCGAUAGAGCCCCGUUGUCGGGAUAUGAGCCUCGGUGUUCCCUCCGCUAUCGACACGUCGUAUAGUAACGAUGCUCACUGCGUAAGUAUGGUAUCCCCGUCUCGAAACCCCUACGCUGGCAUGUCUGACUAG
Messenger RNA from Epithele typhae, 2121 nucleotides. RefSeq lists its product as uncharacterized. NCBI's taxonomy places the organism in Eukaryota, Fungi, Basidiomycota, Agaricomycetes, Polyporales, Epitheliaceae. The coding region runs from base 1 to 2121 and encodes 706 amino acids. The record is from RefSeq and is a predicted model, not a curated record. Gene Ontology annotation, biological process: cell surface receptor signaling pathway. The transcript has 16 exons.